AUGGAGAUUGAGAUAAUAUCUAGAGAGUGCGUGAAACCCUCUUCUCCAACACCUCAUGAUCUUAGAACCUACAAGAUUUCUCUCAUUGAUCAAUUUGGCGGUCCGGGUUUGGUUUCCGACCUCUUUUUCUAUCCACCAAGCCAAGCUACCUCCAUCUCCACCGCCAUGAGAUCACAGUUGCUAAAACAAUCUCUAUCAAGCACUCUAACUCUUUAUUAUCCGAUAGCCGGAAGGUUCAUCGACACUCUCUCCAUUGAUUGUAACGACGAGGGACUUUGUUAUACAGUGGCUAGAGCUAAUUGUGAUUUGCACGACUAUCUCAAGCAACCUGAUUUAUCCAAACUCGCUAAAUUCUUGCCGGACGAAAUCAUUUGCAGUGAAACAACUCCAGGUGGUUAUGUUUUUAUGAUUCAAGAAACUGUGUUUGCUUGUGGUGGUUUUGCUAUAGGCAUAGUUGUUCCACACCAUGUAUUUGACAUAACUUCUACAAUAGUAUUCCUCAAAACUUGGGCUACAAUGGCCCGAGGAGAAGUACCGAUGCCUCCCGAUUUCAGUUCCUCAUGUUUAUUUCCCCAAAACACCAAAUUUCCACAAGAUCCGAUAACCUCGAUUAUCGUAGGCCAGAUAUUUGGUAGAGAUGGUAACUAUGUCUUCAGGAGGUUCUUGUUUGAAGGAUCAAUCGUAAGCAAUCUUAAAUCCAAAGCAACAAGCGAUGGAGUGCAUAACCCAACACGGGUAGAAGUUGUGCUUGCACUCCUCUUUAGAUGCAUCGUGUCUGCGUUGAAGGUGAAACAUGGUGCCCAAAAAUCAGUUUUGAUGUCUACUGCAGUGAACUUGAGAUCGAGGGUUGUGCCACCAUUGCCGAAAACAAGUGUGGGAUGUUUAAAUUUGCCAAUACCCGUUGCAAUCGGCGAUGAAACAGAUAUGUGUUGUUUCAUAGGCCAGAUAAGGGAAUGCCUAUCCACAAUCAAUGGUGAGUUUUUAAAAAGCCUUCAAGCUGCUCAAGGACCACAACAACUCUUGGAGUUUGCCAAAGAGACUGGUGAAUCAUAUUCCAAGGCUUUGUCCGAUGGAGCCGAGUUCAUCGUGUUUAAUAGUUGGUGCAACGCGGGCAUGUACAGUGUUGAUUUUGGUUGGGGGAAGCCGAUAUGGUUUCCAUCUCUUCCUCUACCACUUCGUGGAUCUGUGAUUGCGCUCGUGGAUGCUAGAAUGAGUAAUGGAAUAGAAGCAUGGGUGUCACUGGAAGAAGGAAUCAUGUCUGUGGUAGAACGCGAUGCGGAAAUCCUUUCAUUAGCUUCAAUAGAUCCAAGUCCUCUACAAAUUCACUCAUUAAAGUCAAAUCUUUGA
Tripterygium wilfordii is the source of this 1347-nucleotide messenger RNA. RefSeq names its product stemmadenine O-acetyltransferase-like. Bases 1 to 1347 code for a protein of 448 amino acids. NCBI's taxonomy places the organism in Eukaryota, Viridiplantae, Streptophyta, Magnoliopsida, Celastrales, Celastraceae. The transcript has a single exon. The record is from RefSeq and is a predicted model, not a curated record.